AUGGUUUGGCUUCCGCCUCCCCACCUCGGCUCAGCCUCCCGCCCAUCCUAUGGCGAAGCCUAUGCCAAGAUCCUCGCCGCCCACCGCCGCUCCCCAAGGACUGCUGCAUCCUCAGUAAUCAUACUGGUCGCCCCGGACGUUGACGCGCUAUGCGCCUCCAAGAUGCUGGCCGACCUCUUCAAGCAGGACGACGUCAUGCACAAACUCAUCCCCGUCUCGGGCCACGCUGAGCUCGAGCGCAUACGGGACGAGCUCACAACAUACGCAGACCUACAUACACUCAUCAUGUUCAACAUGGGUGCCAUCCUCGACCUCCCGUCCGAAGAGUGGUUCGGCGACUUCCCGACCAGCCUCACGGUGCACAUCAUCGACUCUUCACGGCCACAGAACUUGUCUAGUGUGUUUGGCGGCGGAGAAAACGGAGACCGGAUCGUCGUAUGGGACGAUGGUGGUGUGGAGGGUCUGCAGGACGAGCGCAAGGCAUGGGAAGUGCUAACGUACGCGCCCGAGGAGGACUCAGACGAGGAAGACUCUGACGAAGAUGAGGACGAAGAGGCGGAAGAGGACGGCGAGGACAACGAGGAUGGAGAUGAGUAUGAAGACGGCGAUGCCUCCCCCUCAAGAAAGCGGCGGUCAUUAGGCGAGGGAGGCAGGAAACAGGGAAAGCGGCGCAAAGUUGAUCAACCCAAUCGAAUAUCCCGAGAAGAGCGGGCACAGCACGAGAACAAGCUCAUCAAGUACUACAGGUCAGGUACAUGGCACGGACAGAGUGCAGCGGGGACGAUGUACAUUCUCGCCACAGUGCUAGAACGGGUGGAUAACGAUCUCCUAUGGCUAGCUAUCCUCGGCCUCACAUACCAAUACAUCACCUCUCGCAUAUCCCGCGAAGAGUACGACAAAUACCAAUCUAUAUACCACGACGAGGUCGCGCGCCUCAAUCCCGCCCCACCAAAUGCGCCCGGUGAAGAGUACAAGUCUCAGAACCCAGAUGACAACUCUGUAUACUCAUCCGACGAGCUCCGAUUUAUGAUGUUCCGACAUUGGACCCUCUAUGACGCGAUGUACCACUCGGGCUACGUCGCGACGAAACUCGGUAUCUGGAAGGAGCGCGGUCGGAAACGGCUAACAGGCCUACUCGCUAAGAUGGGGUUCUCAAUAACAGAGACGCAGCAACCAUACUCGCACAUGGCGAAAGACCUCCGACUCUCCCUACGCCAGAAGCUCGACCAGCUCGCGCCCGAGUACGGCCUCGUCGAGCUCUCCUACCCGUCCUUCAUGCGCUGUUACGGCUACCGCUCGCAGCCGCUCUCCGCGGGCGAUGCCGUCGAGGCGCUCUCCGCGCUGAUCGACGUCGCGGGCGGCACGCGCAUCGAGGUCGAGGUCGAGGGCACGCGGAAUGGCGGCGAGUGGUUUGGCGGCGGGAAGAUCUGGGACGGCGGGCGCGAGGGCCGCCACCGCGACGACGAGCGCGAGAACGUGCCCCCGGGCGUGCUCGCGAACGUCGUGAAGGCGCAGGGUGUCGACGGGAAGGACGACGGCGACAACGGCGAGCUGCAGUGGUGGGUGAAGAACUUCUGGUCCGCGUACGACGCGCUCAGCGACAUCGAACGACUACGCGAGGCGAUCUCGCUCUCAAUGGCGCUGCACCGCGCAAUCAUGCGCCAGGGCUCGUCCGUGAUCGACAAGCAGGACAUCAAGACGCUGCGCGGGCACCGCGUCGUCGUGCUCACGCAGGGCCCAGACCUGCCGCUGUUCGCGCACCCGGGCAUCCUCGCGCGCCUCGCGCUGUGGCUGCUCGACGCGCUGCGCGACCGCGUCGCGCCCACUGCGCCCGCGUACGCGCGCUCCCGCACGCGCAAGGCGCUCCCGCUCGUCGUGGCGUGCCUGAACGAGCAUGCGGGGACGUAUAUUGUGGUUGGUGUGACGGGGGCGCCGGAUUUCGACGACGUGCGCAAGAACGAGUUUGGUCUGGCGUUUUUGGACGCGAAGGAGCGGUGUAACGCGCGGACGAGGCACGGCACGUUCGACACGAGCGUGCUCGAGAUCAACAAGGAGGACCUGAAGGUCUUCCUUGAGACUUUGUGCGAGGGCGGGGAGCGGUUCUGAUCCCCC
Messenger RNA from Trametes versicolor FP-101664 SS1, 2112 nucleotides. RefSeq names its product CDC45-like protein. The record is from RefSeq and is a predicted model, not a curated record. The transcript is spliced from 8 exons. The coding region runs from base 1 to 2106 and encodes 701 amino acids. Gene Ontology annotation, molecular function: single-stranded DNA binding; chromatin binding; DNA replication origin binding. NCBI's taxonomy places the organism in Eukaryota, Fungi, Basidiomycota, Agaricomycetes, Polyporales, Polyporaceae. Gene Ontology annotation, cellular component: DNA replication preinitiation complex. Gene Ontology annotation, biological process: DNA replication initiation; double-strand break repair via break-induced replication; mitotic DNA replication preinitiation complex assembly.